AUGGGUGAUAAUAUAUUUUAUCGUUGUAAUAGUUUGAAAACAUUCACGAUUCCUAAUGGUGUCACAAAAAUCGGAUAUAUGGCAUUUUAUGAAUGUUCAAUGCUACAAACCGUUAUUCUUCCUAACACUGUAACAUCAUUAGCAACUAUAUCAUUUGCUGAUUCUGGUCUUCGAUACAUUACUAUACCAGGAAGUGUAACUACAAUCGGACGUUCUGCCUUCCAGGAUUGUUACCAUUUGGUUAAUAUAACUCUUUCAAAUGGAUUAACGACAAUUUUAGACAAUGCUUUCGAUGGUUGCACCUCAAUAACAAGCAUAAAGAUUCCUGAUAGCGUUACCACAAUUGGUAUGCAAGCAUUUAUUCACUGUAGAAAUUUGCAGACUGUGAUAAUGUCUAAAAAUAUAGUUACUAUUGAAAAAGAUGCAUUCAAAUGGUGUAAUUUAAAUAGCAUCGAAAUACCGAAAAGUGCAGUUUCAAUUGGAGAUUAUUUAUUUUAUGAAAACAAAAACUUGAAAAGUGCUGCAAUCUAUGCCAGUUUGUCAUAUAUUAGUAAUGCAUUAUUUGGUGAAUGUGUAAAUUUAGUGAAAGUUACAAUUGCAGGUAAGCCAACUUCAAUAGGAUAUUCAGUUUUUGAAGGAUGCGAAAAUUUGGAAAGCCUCGUUUUAGAUUUUUCAAAUGUAAGAUCUAUUGGAUCCAAUGCUUUUUGUAUUUGUAAAAAGUUAAAGAACAUUCAAAUCCCUAACGGAAUAACAGUUAUUAAUAAGGGGUCUUUUGCAUCAUGUAAAAUGAUGAAAAGUAUUAUAAUUCCAAAUACUGUAACAUCAAUUGGUAAUUCUGCAUUUUAUAAGUGCGAUAAUGCCAUAACUAUUAAAAUCCCGAAUAGUGUAAUUUCAAUUGGAGAUGAUGCAUUUGGAUAUUGCAGCCGUGUUAUAAAUUUUACUAUUCCUGAUAGUUUGAUAUCGAUUGGAAGAACUGCCUUUGCGAAUUAUUUUCAUGAUGAUACAUUAAUUUUGAAAUUACCUAGUAAAUUAACAAAAAUUAAUAACUCUAUAUUAUUCACUUGCACACUUAAACGUGUAAUAAUUCCUCCAAGUGUUGUGGAAAUUUGUGAUUUUGCAUUUGAUUCUCUUUAUUGUCGUGGAAAAAUUGAACUUCCUCCAUCUGUUGUAUCAAUUGGCGAGUAUGCAUUUUGGCGUUGCCGUUCCAUGAACAUUAUUCCAAAUAGUGUGAAAUCUAUUGGUAAUAACGCAUUCGAUUUUUGCUAUUACCUAGAAAACCUCACAUUUCCGAAUGGCUUGACGUCAAUUAAUAAUUCUCUAUUUCAUGACUGUGAUAAUCUGAAGAGUGUAUCAUUUCCAGAUAGUGUAACAUCAAUUGGAAGCCGAGUAUUUUCAGGGUGUGAAAUGUUGCAAUAUGUUAAACUUCCUAGAAAGCAAAUAUCUCCCUUCAAUCAGCCAAUAUUCAAACGUCAAUUAUAUUAUCCUGGCAAAUAUCAACGAUUAUUCUCUCCCUGA
This is a messenger RNA of Trichomonas vaginalis G3, 1515 nucleotides long. RefSeq names its product antigen BSP-related family. Bases 1 to 1515 code for a protein of 504 amino acids. The transcript has a single exon. The record is from RefSeq and is a predicted model, not a curated record. Lineage: Eukaryota; Parabasalia; Trichomonadida; Trichomonadidae.